Messenger RNA from Acaulospora colombiana, 1275 nucleotides. Lineage: Eukaryota; Fungi; Glomeromycota; Glomeromycetes; Diversisporales; Acaulosporaceae. The record is from the annotation of a GenBank genome assembly.
AUGGGAAAAAUAACAAGAUCUAAAACUUACAAUGAGUUACGCCAUCGUGACAUCAGUAAUAGGCCACCACGGGGUAGACCACCACGCCGGGGGGUUAUAGAUAUAGACGUAAUUCCGCCAAAUGAAAGAAGACAAGAAAGGCCACUCCCGGAAAUUCGCCUACCUAUGCCUCCAGAACCGAGCAAUAGUAGCAGCAAUAGUAGCAGUGAUGGUAGGGAAAAAGAGGUAAAUGCCACAAAUGUUAGUAAAGCUGUCUCAAGUAAUCAAAAUCCAACAAGUAGCGUUUCUUCAUCACCUCCAAUUAAUCCUACAUCUCAUACGGCUACAUUUCCGGGACAAUUAAACGCAAAUCAAUUACAACAACAAAUGGCUGCCGUUUAUACUCCUCAGAUAGCUUCUAUUAUUAGCAAUGUUGCUUCGAAUAUGGGUGUCGGUUCGGAUGUCAAUGCAGAGAAUGUGUUUAGCCCUCAUUUUAACAAUAAUAAUGUUCCAAAGCACACAUCCUCCUACAAUCCUUCAAUUAGUUCUCCCAUGAGUAACGGAAAUGUUAUUCAUUCUCAUACGCCAAUUGCGCCCAAUCAUGCUUCAAAUUUUCACAAUAAUCCUAUUGUAGGUACAUAUAACCACCCUCCAAUGGUUCAAAAUUUUCCGAUUAUACCCAUCAAUGGUGGUGCAGAUUCAGGUGGAAUGUUCCCUCAUCAUGCUGGUUCAGGCUCUAACAACAGUUUUAUGAAUACUCCAUCUCACGGAGUGAAUGUAUUAGAUGCAAAUCGGCAAGCUAACACUAUCGUGAGGACCCCAAGUACCACAACUAUUAAUUCCACUGGAACUAUCUCUAGUCCCAUUGAUUCAGCGAAUGGACCCCCAAUAUCCUUUACUUCACCCGUACACAAUUCGGACAAUUCUUCCGUUAAUAAUUAUACUACCAGUCGGAUUAUUCCUACUCCAUCAACUGUGUCGGAAAAUACGAGGCCUAAGUAUUAUUGUCUUCCAGAAUUAGACACCCUUGAUACUGUCUAUGAUGUUUGGAAUGAAUGGAAUGUGGGACUAAAUGGUAACCCUUCGGUAAUUACAUUAUUAGAGACAUAUGGAAAUAAAUGGGCAAGCGAGAACAAGGAUCCUUUGAUCGCGCGUAAAAAAAUUAUAAAGGAAAUACAGAUAAAGACAAAAGAUAUAGAAAUUGAUGAGGUGAUUGAUGAAAUGGAAAGAAUGCGAGAUGGUCGCGGAUUAACUUGGCUAGCAAAAAAAUUUGGAAAAAAAAAGAGCACUCAUUAA